CCCACACUUCCGAGGUUUUCUUUCCAGGACAGCCUGGUUUCCCUUCUUCGGCUUAUUGUUCCAUCAAAUUUCAGAUUUUGAGUUCUGAUUUUUGGUCAGAAGAAUAAAGUUUCUGGGAUUGGGGAUGUGUGUGCUAUGGGAACUCAGUGUGUCCCCAGCCCUUGUUUGUAAACAAGGAAGGGACAGAAAGCAGGGAAAUAAAGGCAGAAGGCAGUGACAGGGAGGCUGUGUCUGCUGCUUGGAUUCUCUGGGCUCACUCCCACGGUGAGCUGCACACUGUGAUGGAGACCCCUCUGGAGAAGGCCCUGACCACUAUGGUGACCACGUUUCACAAAUAUUCUGGGAGAGAGGGUAGCAAACUGACCCUGAGUAGGAAGGAACUCAAGGAGCUGAUCAAGAAAGAGCUGUGUCUUGGGGAGAUGAAGGAGAGCAGCAUCGAUGACUUGAUGAAGAGCCUGGACAGGAACAGCGACCAGGAGAUCGACUUCAAGGAGUACUCGGUGUUCCUGACCACGCUGUGCAUGGCCUACAACGACUUCUUUCUAGAGCACAACAAGUGACCGGGGCUGCCCUCCACCCUCACCCUCCACCCCUUGCUGCUGACUUCAGCUGCUCCUCUCACGGACCCUCUUUGGCCCCCUGCCCUCCUCUCCCUCCCAGAUGGACCUUUCCAUGGGAGGAAAUAAAGUUUCCAUCGCAGGUGCUGGGA
This is a messenger RNA of Nomascus leucogenys (northern white-cheeked gibbon), 709 nucleotides long. RefSeq names its product S100 calcium binding protein A5 (gene S100A5). Lineage: Eukaryota; Metazoa; Chordata; Mammalia; Primates; Hylobatidae. Gene Ontology annotation, cellular component: nucleus; cytoplasm. Gene Ontology annotation, molecular function: calcium ion binding; transition metal ion binding. The record is from RefSeq and is a predicted model, not a curated record.